Molecule: messenger RNA, 2165 nt
Organism: Ictalurus furcatus (blue catfish)
Lineage: Eukaryota; Metazoa; Chordata; Actinopteri; Siluriformes; Ictaluridae
Gene: coro6
Product: coronin 6
Exons: 11
Coding region: 176-1585 (469 amino acids)
Biological process (GO): cell migration; actin filament organization
Molecular function (GO): actin filament binding
Source: RefSeq, a predicted model, not a curated record
UCGUUCAGUAGAAGCCUGGAAACCAGCACGCCGAGUUUUGUUUUUUACGAGUUUAUAAACUUUCUCAGUUGGGAAAAAAGGAACGAGUUGCAUCUUUUGUGACCAAAACUGCAGAAACUAAGGAGAGGAUCAUCUGACAAAGAAUACCAGGCGUAUAUAACAGAAAUACAGAGUGAUGAGUCGCAGUAUUGUGCGCCAGAGUAAGUUCCGGCAUGUCUUUGGUCAAGCUGCGAAGGCGGAGCAGAGUUACGAUGAUAUUCGGGUUUCCAAGGUGACGUGGGACAGCUCGUUCUGUGCAGUCAACCCCAAGUUCCUGGCAGUUAUAGUGGAGUCAAGUGGAGGAGGAGCCUUUUUGGUUUUGCCCCUUUCAAAGGUGGGACGUGUGGAUAAGAACUAUCCCCUGGUGGUGGGACACUCCGGGCCUAUCCUGGACAUUGACUGGUGUCCCCACAAUGACAACAUUUUGGCAAGCGGCUCUGAAGACACCACUGCCAUGAUAUGGCAGAUCCCAGACCACACUCCAACCCGGCCCAUCAGUGAGCCCAUUGUGGUACUGGAGGGCCACUCCAAACGCGUGGGCAUUGUCAGCUGGCACCCCACUGCCCGCAACAUCCUUCUCACUGCAGGCAGUGAUAAUCUGAUCAUAAUCUGGAAUGUGGGCACCGGAGAGCCAAUAAUCUCAAUGGAAGAUCACCCGGACCUCAUCUACAACGUCAGCUGGAACCACAAUGGAAGCCUGUUUUGCACAACUUGCAAAGACCGCCGUCUUCGUGUUUGUGACCCCCGCAAGAGAGAGGUGGUCGCUGAGAGACUAGCACCACAUGAAGGCAUCAGGCCCAUGAGAGCUAUCUUCACCAGAGAGGGAAACAUCUUCACUACAGGCUUUACCAGGAUGAGUCAGAGGGAGCUUGGCCUUUGGGACCCGACGAAUUUCGAGGAACCCAUUGCUCUUUUGGAGUUGGACACAAGUAAUGGGGUCUUAUUGCCAUUUUAUGAUCCAGAUACCAGCCUGGUAUAUCUGUGUGGUAAGGGGGACAGCAGCAUUCGCUAUUUUGAGAUCACAGAGGAGCCACCCUAUGUGCACUACCUCAGCACAUACAGUAGCAAAGAGCCACAGCGAGGCAUGGGCUUCAUGCCCAAGAGAGGAGUUGAUGUUAGCAAGUGUGAGAUUGCCAGAUUAUACAAGCUUCAUGAGAGGAAAUGUGAGCCUAUAAUGAUGACAGUCCCUAGAAAGUCAGAUCUGUUCCAAGAUGACCUCUAUCCGGACACAGCAGGCCCAGACCCUGCACUGGAGCCUGAAGAGUGGCUGGAGGGGCGAGAUGAAGACCCCAUCUUAGUCUCCUUGAAGGAUGGCUACGUUCCCCCAAAGAGCAGAGAGCUAAAAGUGGCCAAGAAGAAUCUUCUGGACCCCAGGCCUGCACCCCGCAGGAGCAUGUCGUCUGUCGAUGGAAGCAGCUUGCCACCUCAGUUGUUGGAAAAGCUUAUAGAGGAGAUUCAGAGUCUGAAGGCUGCAGUUCUCUCUCAAGAAAAGCGAAUCAGUGACUUAGAGAAUAAGCUCUCAAAGUACACCAACGGCACUGUCUGAAUGAUUCAGUAAAGCACAAUCACUCCUCUACACACUGCCCAACCUCCCUGACCCCUUCAUAUAUGCACGUACAUAUUCCACAUUAACACAGCAUUCACCCAAGUGCAUUCAUGACUAAACAACUUUUAACUGUUAACGAGGCUAUGAGCAAUAGUUACAUUUUAAAACUCUUACUAAUGGCUUACAUCUUUCCCGAGUAUAGAAUAUAAAGGGAUGAUUAUUGCACAUAUGCUAUACAGGUGGAAACUUCAAGCCAUCUUGAAUCCAAAUGAUAUACACUCAUCAGCCACCUUAGACCCUGUUUAAACUAGUGCGUUUUCGUUUUAAAACAGCGUUUUAAUGUGAACUCUUAAUGUGAACUGCUCAAAUGGCUUAUGGGUCAAGAAACCUCGUCACCACGCAUCUGACUCGUUUCCCCUCGGGAUCAUUGUCCGCUAUCCACUCUCUUUUGGUCUAACCCGAAACCGGCGUUCCAUGUAGGGCUUAUGCCAAUUGCUCUAAUCAUAGUUUGCCUCUUGCGCAUGUAGGCAGCUGCGGUAUUUUAAAAUACACAAUUUAACUGCACAGUGGCUGCUAAGAA